This is a messenger RNA of Lepus europaeus (European hare), 3826 nucleotides long. RefSeq names its product cyclin J (gene CCNJ). Gene Ontology annotation, molecular function: cyclin-dependent protein serine/threonine kinase regulator activity. The transcript is spliced from 5 exons. Gene Ontology annotation, cellular component: nucleus; cyclin-dependent protein kinase holoenzyme complex; cytoplasm. The record is from RefSeq and is a predicted model, not a curated record. The coding region runs from base 290 to 1228 and encodes 312 amino acids. NCBI's taxonomy places the organism in Eukaryota, Metazoa, Chordata, Mammalia, Lagomorpha, Leporidae. Gene Ontology annotation, biological process: regulation of cyclin-dependent protein serine/threonine kinase activity; mitotic cell cycle phase transition.
CUUUUUACAAUAUCAAAAGGUAUAAAUGAGCUGCCUCCAACCUCCACUAUUUCCUGGACCUCUAAAGUUACCAUCAUAGUAAAUGAAUAUAUCUGCAAAUACAACAUUUUUGUCACACAGAGAUCAUGAUACUAGCAGAUAGCAGGAGCUCAAGUUGCCCUCCUACAAGGGCCAGUCCCCUCAACUGAGUCUCAGACGGUAUUUUGCUGACUUGAUUGCCAUUGUAAGCAAUCGCUUCACACUCUGCCCUUCUGCCCGACACCUUGCUGUCUAUUUGCUGGACCUGUUUAUGGAUCGCUAUGACAUCUCUAUCCAGCAGCUACAUCUAGUUGCUCUUUCCUGUCUACUUCUAGCAAGUAAAUUUGAAGAAAAAGAAGAUAGUGUGCCUAAGCUAGAACAGCUCAACAGCCUGGGUUGUAUGACUAACAUGAAUCUAGUAUUAACAAAACAAAAUCUGCUACAUAUGGAACUAUUACUAUUAGAAACCUUUCAGUGGAACCUCUGCCUUCCAACAGCUGCUCAUUUCAUCGAGUAUUAUCUUUCCGAAGCAGUACACGAAACAGAUCUUCAUGAUGGCUGGCCAAUGAUUUGCUUGGAAAAAACUAAACUUUACAUGGCCAAAUAUGCAGAUUACUUCCUAGAAGUAUCUUUGCAAGAUUAUGCCUUUCUAAAUUAUGCACCUUCUUUAGUAGCUGCUGCGUGUGUGGCUUCUUCAAGGAUCAUACUUCGUCUUUCUCCAACAUGGCCUACACGACUGCAUCGUCUUACUGCUUACUCCUGGGAUUUCUUAGUGCAGUGUAUUGAGCGGCUGUUGAUUGCUCACGAUAAUGAUGUGAAAGAAGCAAACAAACAGAGAGGACAGGCAGGACCUCAGUCAGCACAGCUAAGUGUGUUCCAAACAGCCUCCCAGCCCACACGGCCAGGUCACUUUCAGCAACCCCAGUAUCUCCACCAGACACAUCAGACCUCUCUGCAGUAUCGCCAUCCUGUAUCAGAACAACCAAGCUGUCAGCAGAUUGUGUCUACCACACACGCCUCAUCUUACACAUUACAGACGUGUCCUGCUGGCUUCCAAACUAGUGUUCAUGGCCUUGGGCAUGUGCAGACCGGCGUUGGGAUGUCACUGGCAAUACCAGUAGAAGUUAAGCCUUGUCUGACUGUUUCUUAUAACCGAAGUUAUCAGAUAAAUGAACAUUACCCUUGUAUUACUCCAUGCUUUGAGAGGUGAUUAUGUGCAAAGUUAGUAACUGGCGCAGGCUAUUUUGUGUCUUGAAGCUCUAGGGCAAGCUUUUUGUAAACAUUUGUUCAAGGAAAGGGAUCCCAGUGACACCAGAACUCUUCAGGUACCAGCACGAGUGAAUAUCCCUUUCAGUGCACCCUGAACACCUGGGAGGACCGAGCAAACACUGCAGCAGUUUAACACAGUGUGUCAAAUCCUGUUACAACAAAUGCCUGCACAACAGAAAUGUUCAAGCCCUGGCUGAUGGUCCAAAUAUUUCAAAAAUAUCCAAUAUGACAGAAAAUCUGGACAGAUUAUAAUGUACUCUUCUGAGAUUUCACCUGUGGUGGGCUCUGGGCCUAAAGUUGGUUUAUAUGUCAAAGAUUAAUGUUUAUCUGUGGACUUGCCAAACACUCUUAUGAAGGAAAGUUACAGUAUUAAUUUUUGAAGGUGUCUUUUUUUCUUUAUUAUUCUACAGUUUUGAGUUUUGAAGUUGAUCUACAAAUGAAUUUUUGACUAAGUUUAAAGUCACUGAAUUGUUACACUGUACCAACCUGUGGAGUAAAAGAAAACGAUUUUUUAGGUGAUUCUAUAGAAUGUCCUAUAAAUGUAAAGGUAUCUGGAUUUAUGUGCUAACAUUAAGGGUGGAGUAGAUCUCUUUAAAAUCAUGGUCAUAAUUUUUUGUUUUUUGUUUUUCCCUAAGCGAUCAACCUCAAAUCUUUAGAAUGAAAACACAUUUAACUCAGGGAAUUGGUACUACUUGGAAACACUUAACUGUAAUGCAACAUGCUUUGGAAAUGUUAUCAUAUGAACUACCGUUAUAACAGAUUAAAAUACUAUUAAGCUGUGUUUUCAAAUGAGAACAUAAUAUUGUGGCACAGAAUGGAUGAAGCAGUGAUUCCUAUGAUUCAUAAUACAUAUAUAUUUUGCAUUUCUUGGUGCAAUUAAUGAUUUACACUCAGAUUUGAUAUUACUCUAAAGGAAAAGUUUUUCAAGGGAAGGCCUAUCUGUAAAAAUAUCAUUACUAUAAUAAAGCUCCAUAGGCUGAGUUUGAAGUGCAGUAUGGCCAGCAAGGUUCUCAGGUUGUGCUACAGCAGCACUUUGUUAUGUGAAAUACAGGUUUCAUAAGCAGCCCUUGAAUCCAGCUAGUCAGUCUGAACAGGCAGGGGUACUGAUUACAAAAUUUCAGUACCUGCUUUCACUGGAUUAUCCCCACAACUGCCCUGGGACAUUUCACUGUACUGGUAGUGAGUGAAAACAACAUAGUAGUCAUGAUAGCAAGGGCAGUUUGCCUGUAAAGCAUUUUGGAGGAAUAAACUUAAAAAGAAAAUCAUAGUAAUAACUGAAACUAUACAUUGUGCUCUUAUCUGUGGGACAAAAGAUUUGGUGGAGGGAAGCUUUCUGGUUUAAAAAUUAGUAAGGUGUGUCUCUGUUUUUUUAAAGAUAGCACUUGAAUAGAAGGGAAUCUGCAUGGCAGGGAUGUGACUGCCACAAGGUGCAUUGAAGAUAAACUUCUUAAAAGAUGAGUGGGUAUGCAGCAGGAGUCUCAGUAAUCAAGCCAAUGGCCUUUGUUAGGAAGGGACUGAUCCACAUGGCUCCAGUGGAUGAAUGUGGGUGAGUGGCUUCUGCCAGCAUGAAUUCUUAGAGAAAUGUCCUUUUCUAUAAAGGAAAAUAACUUAUAUUUAGAGUAUAUAGAGCAUAAUGUGGAUUUAUUAGUCUGGUAGAUAAAUUUAAAAAAAAAACACUCAGGUGAGAACACACAUGACAGUUUUCAAGCAUGGAAAUUGUUUUUUGAAAGAAUCAUCACUUUUGCUCUUUAAAAGAAGGCUGCUAAUUGGAUUUUGGUAGUUCUUACCUUAAGAAAACUUGAAUUAGGAAAAGUGGGUUCAAGAGAGAAUAUAUCUUUAACAUUCACAUUCAGAACCCAGCAACCUGGAGUCCGGAUUUUCAGUAUUUUAACUACCUCAGUAAUACUAUGAAUGUAAAAUAUUAGGAUAGUGAUCCUAACUUGAACCAACAACCAGUGCCUGUGGUAAUUUAAUGUCUUGUCAAAUGCUUUUAUUGAUUGGUUUAUAUGUCAUUCUUGUUAUAGAAGAAUAUGCCUUUUUAAAAAGUUUAUUAACACGUUCCCAAUUUAUAUUUAAAAACUAAAGAACACUGGAUUAAUCUUUGUUGGGGGGAGUAGAAUAAACGAAUUGAUUACUCUUGCUGCAUACCCGCAGUGGGGUAGGGUGGUUGCACAGCCAGAACUAUUUUUAAAACAUAUAGGUUUCAUUAUAAAUACAGGUCACAGUUGCUAGCUUUGGGGGAUAGAGGAGAUGUUGUAUAGGUUUUCUUUAAUUUAUUGAUUAGCCUUUAAAGCUGGGUGGUUUUUUUAAAUUUUGUUUUUGGUUGAGAUUACUGGACCAUCAUUAAGUGUGUACUGUGAAGGUAUUAAUGAUAUGUAUAAAGGGCUUUACCAAAGUCCAUUAAAUAAACACUACUCAAGUACAGACUGCAAACCAAAAUGUAUCUGUGUUAUGACAUGAAUUUCAAAUAGCAAAUAUGGUGCUAAGUUCUACACCAAUGGAAUAUUAGAUGAGUGCUAUGCACUUAAUUUUAAAAUAA